AUGUUGGCUGCUAUGAGUCGCUCUCUUCUUAUUCUCUCAUCAUACGAUUCCUGUGAAGACGAAUACAGUUCCCAAUAUGCGAUCGAGAUAGUAAAAAAACCGAAGUUUUGUCAGAGAACGACGGCUGGAAUAUUUAUUCCAAAAUUUGCCGAUAACAACUUUGGCUAUAACAGUGUUGGAGUUUCGAUCAGCACUAAACAAUUGCUAACCAAACGCGUUCGAAAUGAAUACCAACGAAUUUUUUGGAAAGAGCAGGAAGUUCUUAAGCAACAGAAGAUCUUGCUCGCCAAAAUCGAAGAACUUCGCUUGGAUUCGGGAAGAAGAGACACAAGAAAAUUACCAGAUAUGAAUUACGAAAAAACGCAAUAUUACGACGGCAAAUGCUCACCGCCUUAUAGUAUCGCGCUAUCAAGUGACGAUGGUAUCGGAAGCGCAAGUGAUUUGUCCGAAGAUGAGUUGAUUUUCGAAGAAGAUAUGAGGAACGGUGUGAAUUUUCACUUUGAAACAAGGAAGAAGAAGGAACCAUUAAAAGAAUUCGCGGAACAGCCAAAAGAAGUGUAUAAAGAUAAGACGAAUCAAUAUUGGAAUCGUAUGGAGAUGAAUCAUAUUGAGAAGAGGAGAGACGUUGAAAUGUCGAAAAUUCUCGACGAUGAAAAUAAGGAGAAUGAAAAUGUCAAGCAACGCUAUACGAAGAAGGUUGAAGAGAAGGCGGCAAAAAAGGAAUCAGCGCCGGCUGCUAGUCAGAUCGGAUACACAAAAGAAUCACUACUCAAAUUGCUACAAGAUGAAUAUAAAGUUAAACAAGUUGAAGAUAUAGAGUUACACCCAUUUGGAACUGACGGCUUCUGUUCGAGCAUCGUGCAGGUCACAUUGACUUAUGACGAUAAAACAACCGAAAGCGUUAUUGCAAAGUUUCCGGAAACGGGAAAUAUCAAAAAUGCUUUAGAGAUCACGACGGAAACGAUAUUGCCAGAUGGCGCUGAUCAACAGUUCGUCAGCAAUCUAUUGUUUUUCUUCAAUCGAGAGGUCCAAUUUUAUUCGAUGCCACCCGUUCCACGAUUACACGUGCCCAACAUAACACUUCUCAAGGAAUGCAAACAAGGACAACUAACCGGAGUAAUUCUCAUGCAAGACUUGAGAGAAUAUCUCAGUGUUCCCUAUCACGACUCGCUAAACAUUCACCAGCUAACUUCAAUUGGAAAUCAACUUCACGAACUGCAUCUUUCCUCUCUUGAUAUGAAUCCGGAUUUGGCGAGUCAAUUCGAAUUUCCAAUGGGACUCAUCGAUACAUAUGCGUCAACUCACGAAUAUGUGAAGUUGUUUGCUGAUAGGCAUGCGGAAUUGAGGCCAAUGUUCAAAAAAGUUGAGAAACUGUAUAAAGACAGAGAGCUGUUUAUUAGGCUUCUUCGCGAUGCUCACCGAGACUUGGGAGCGCCAAGUGUCAUGUGCCACGGUGACCUCUGGUCAUAUAAUCUGCUAUGGAUUCCCAGCCCCGAUGAUCCUAGUGUGGCAUCGAAUCAUCUAGCAUACAUCAUUGACUGGCAGAAUUUCCAUAUUGGAAAUCCAGCGGAAGACAUUGGACAUGUUCUCACGUUUUGCUGCGAUCCCGAAACACGACGCUAUGCUGAAAAAAACUACCUGCCCAUCUAUUACCAAGAGCUGAAAAUUAAAGCCGCACAAUUGAAGCUUAAUUUCGAGAUGACCAUGGAACAGUUUCUCAGCUCAUAUAGGCGAAAUUACAUUGCUAAUUCGCUCUUUUGCGCGUUUAUCAUUUCCGUAAUGCUACGAGUGAAGCCAGCAAAAAAUAAAUUCAAACAAUUCUUCAACACUAAAAAACUUAUACGAAAGGUGAUUGAAAACUGGAGCGACGCUCUAGAUGCACUUCAUGAAGAAUAUCCAAAUUAUCCAAUGUAA
Caenorhabditis bovis is the source of this 1914-nucleotide messenger RNA. The record is from the annotation of a GenBank genome assembly. NCBI's taxonomy places the organism in Eukaryota, Metazoa, Nematoda, Chromadorea, Rhabditida, Rhabditidae.